This is a messenger RNA of Scedosporium apiospermum, 867 nucleotides long. RefSeq lists its product as uncharacterized. The transcript has 2 exons. NCBI's taxonomy places the organism in Eukaryota, Fungi, Ascomycota, Sordariomycetes, Microascales, Microascaceae. Gene Ontology annotation, biological process: proteasome-mediated ubiquitin-dependent protein catabolic process. Gene Ontology annotation, cellular component: nucleus; cytosol; proteasome regulatory particle, base subcomplex. Bases 1 to 867 code for a protein of 288 amino acids. Gene Ontology annotation, molecular function: polyubiquitin modification-dependent protein binding. The record is from RefSeq and is a predicted model, not a curated record.
AUGGUUCUCGAAGCGGUGAUGAUUGUCGUUGACAACAGCGAAAGCAGUCGCAAUGGAGAUUACCAACCUACGAGAUUCGAGGCGCAGGCCGACGCAGCGAACAUCAUCUUCCAGAGCAUUGUCCAGGGCAAUCCCGAAUCCUCUGUCGGACUCAUGAGCAUGGGCGGCAAGGGACCGGAGGUCCUCGCCACUUUUACAACCGAUCCCGGCAAGAUCCUCGAUGGCUUGCACCGAACGAAGAGGCAGAUUAAGGGCAAGUCGAACCUUGCUGUGGGAAUACAAAUAGCAGGACUUGCCCUUAAGCACCGCCAGAACAACUCCCAACGACAACGCAUAAUAGUAUUCAUCUGCUCUCCCGUCGACGACGACGAAAAGAGGCUCGUCACGCUGGCCAAGAAGAUGAAGAAGCUGAACGUCACGAUCGAUUUCAUCCAUUUCGGUGACCUCGAUGACGAGGCUACGCAAAAGAAACUCGAAGCUUUCAACAAAGCCGUCAAGUCUGCCGACGGCUCCCACUUCGUGACGAUCCCCCCGAGCAGUAAGCUCCUCAGCGACCAGCUCAUCGCGACGCCCAUAAUCUCGGGCGAUAACCCACCCCCGGCUGCGACGGGAGGCAUGGGCGGCGAGGGCGCGGAUGGCUUCGAUUUUGAUCCCAACAUGGAGCCCGAGCUGGCUUUGGCUAUCCGUAUGAGUCUUGAGGAGGAGAGGGCUCGUCAGGAGAAGGCUGCCAAGGAGGAGGAGGAGAGGGCCAAGAAGGAGUCGCUGGCUGCGGUUCCGGAGGAGGGAGAGGCGUCUGGUUCUGGUUCGGGUGAUAAGAAGGGCGACGAUAAGAAAGACAACAGUGGUGAUAAGAUGGAUACUUCGUAA